Molecule: messenger RNA, 2076 nt
Organism: Stylonychia lemnae
Lineage: Eukaryota; Ciliophora; Spirotrichea; Sporadotrichida; Oxytrichidae
Source: the annotation of a GenBank genome assembly
AUGCCUCCUAAGUAGUAACCUCCCCAAUUGCAAUAGCAAUAGUAAACUCUCUAAGUAUAAUAGCAAUAAUAGCCGUAAAUAAAAAAUGGUCAGAACUCACCAUAAGUAAAAGCUAAUGCUUAAGUUAAUGGAGGAGAAAAAAAUUAAUAAAAAUCCCUUAUAUAGAAUGCUUAAAGCACAAAAGAUCUGUAAAAAAGUGGAAAAAAUAAUGUCCUAAUUAAUGAACAUCAUAAUGAUAAAAAUCAUGAAACACUGGAGGGAAAAACUAGAAAUAUUCAUAGUAAAUCCCCAAUGAAAGCUUAAACUUAGGUUAAAUAAAAUAGAGAACAUAGCAAAUAUAAGGUUGAUGAAAUACCAAGCAUUGUAAUGAGAUAUGAUAAUUCGUACAUAGUCAGAAAAUUAAAAAUGAUGUUUAAAGUCACAACUGAGGAUAAAUUAGUGAAAAGAAUGGCAAAAGAAAUGAUAAGAGAUAGAAACGAUAAGCAUGUAGUUUAUGCAGUGCAUCAUAAUCAUGCAGUUAACCUUGAGGAUGACAGUCAUGUUGAUAGACAGUUACGGAAUUGGCGCAGAAAAGAAAGAAAGUAAGAGUUUAUUGAAGCCAUCAACAAUUUCGCCGUCAAAGAAGCAUUACCCAAGACUUUCAUACAACAAAAAAUUAAAAUUGUGGAAGAUAAUGAAUGGUUGCUUGGCAAUAAAGAAGGGGAUAAAAUAGUUGAAGAGAGAGUAGGAAUUAUGCUAUCAAUCAACCAAAAGAAAUUUGUUGGUGUUUAACACUUUAUUGAGGAUAAUAAUUACGAGGAUCCUGACGAUAAAAAACUAUAAACAAUAAAAGAAAAAUUGAAAGAAAGACAACAAAAAGAAUUGGAUGAAAAGUAACAAGAAGAGGUCCAAAGAUUGCUUUUUAAAUUAAAGGAGGAAAAAAGAGCUAGAAAAGAGAAGAGAAGAAGAGAAAAACUAGAGAAGUUAAAGGAAGAUUAGAGAAUGUAAGAGGUAGAAUCUAAAAGGAAAAUUAAGCAUGACUAAGAUGAAAUCGAGUAAAAGCGUAAAAGAAUAUCUGAAAGUAUUAGUAAAAUGAAAGAGGAUAGAGAAAAAGCUUUUCACUCUUUGUAUGAAGACUAAUCUACAAAGGUUAUCUCAUAGCCACUAUAUAAGAAGCUUGAGUAUAGGUACAAAGAUUUAGAGGAUUCUGAAAUAGAAAAAAGAAAAAAGCAUCUUUAAUCUCUUAGAGAACUACAUUAACCUAUAGAUAGAUCAGAUAUUUUAGAGCAUUCUCGUAAGAUGGAAGAAAUCGUCAGAGAGAAGGUAGAGGAAAGAAAAAGAGAUAGAAUGUAAAGAUAUUAAAAUGCAAGCUAUGACUACAGCAAAUAUCAAAGCAAGUUUUUGGAUAAAGUCCUAGAAUAAGACUAGUAAGUUAUGAUUGAAAAGGAGAAGAAGGAUUAGGAAAGAUUGAAGGUUUUAGAGUAAAGAGAAGUCUAUGAUAAGUAUGUUAAAGAAAUGCAUUGGCCAAAGGUCAGCGAAAAAAAGAAAUCAGAGUUAGAGAUUUUAAAGCUUAGUUUGAAAACACCUGUGCUAAAGAAAAAAUCUCCAAGAAGUAGUGUCUUGGGUCACAACAGUUACAAAGAUAACGAUGAGGACAAUUCAACUUAUGGCAUACUAGGCCAUCACAGAGCAUCAUCAGAUAAUCAUGAUGGAAGUAUUACCAGAUCAAGGGUGAUUAAAUGGCCAGAUAAUCCUAUGGUUCCUAAACCAAAGGAGAAAAAAGAGGGAAAGAUUAUUGAUUGGCUAAGAGAGCAAAGAAUGAAAAAUCAAAAUGAUGCUUAAAACAGUAUUACAAUCAGCACAUAAAAUCAUGACUGGAGAAAGGAGCUAAGCAAAUUAGACAACAAUGGAAGAGACAGAUAUGAUAUGGUCCUAGAGAAAGCUAAAGAAAUGGAAGUAAAAGCUAAAAGAAAGCAAUAAAUUAUUAAUUAAGCCAAGGGUGGUGGGACUGUAGAGGAUAUAAUUUAAGUUAAUGAUAUGUAUGUGGAAAGUAUUAAGGCAAAACUUGAGUUGCUAAAUGAUAUUAGUCGUAAAUGA